Colias croceus (clouded yellow) is the source of this 414-nucleotide messenger RNA. RefSeq lists its product as uncharacterized. NCBI's taxonomy places the organism in Eukaryota, Metazoa, Arthropoda, Insecta, Lepidoptera, Pieridae. The record is from RefSeq and is a predicted model, not a curated record. Bases 55 to 414 code for a protein of 119 amino acids. The transcript has 2 exons.
AAAGAGAAUUUGUAUUUAGCCAAUACUAUAGAAGUUCGGUCUACGCAAAGUAAGAUGUCAUUUGUGAAUGCUAAUAAAAAUGAAUUAAAUGUAUCAAAAAAUGAUCUGCUUUAUUACAUAGAUGAUCAUCAUUUUGUAUCUAAAUCUGGAUCCACAACUAAGAAAUAUAAGAUUCUGAAGUUGAAACACAAAACCCGACGUAGUGGCUUGGACCACCUUAUACAAGAAGAAGGCAAUGAUGGUAUAGCGAUAGUGAACCUCGGAGGAGGGCCGAUCCCGGAGUUCCGACUCCCUCGCUCCCGGAGACAGUACAUGCCGGAUCAUGGUGAAGAAGAUGAUGAUGAUGAAAUACUGCCACCAGAUGGCGAUACUGUUGUGAAUAAUCCAUAUGUAGUUGAUGAUGAUAUUAAAUAA